GGGAUGGCACAUUUGACCACCAAACUCAACCAAAGGACUAUCUGGGUUCGUGCGCACCAAUUUUGUCAAAGAUGAGAGUGCAAGACAGCGUGCCGCGUACUGGGCAUGUGCACACCACAGCGAAAUGAGUACUGCUGGGACAUGGACGACGUGCCAGUAGGGGACUGAGGACUUUAGUGGGCGGGAGGGGGAGGACGCUUAGGGGAUCCUCUCCAGUUCGCAGCACCGGUUUCACCAUGAGAGUGGACCUCCUGGCCUUAAGACUCAUGUGCUUUGCCUGGUUGUGGCCUGUCACGCAGCUCAACAGCAGCCACUUCCCCAGCAAGAGGAGACACAAGGAGCUCCGCCUCGGGGACGGCAACAAACAGAAGCAUGGCGGACGAGUGGACCUCAAGAUGAAAAAGCUGGAUAGCACAAAGUCUUUGCUAAUUAAAUCAGAGCAGCUGCUUCGAAUAGAGGACCAUGACUUUGCAAUGAGGCCGGGCUUUGGAGACAUGCCUCGUCGGAGUGUUGUCGGAGGGUGUAACAACACUAACAGGCAGGGAUUCAAGUUGCACCACUGGCAAGAAAUCUGCCACCAGACCCCCAUUGAAUGUGCCAGAGUGUCUUCACAUUUUACCGGCGAUGCUAAGACAGACAUGGCACAGAGAUGUAUGGAUAACCUGCAGAUGCAUUUGCAACGAUUAAGUCAACGAAAUCACAAAGGUUCUGCUAUUCCUGUCGGCAUCGAUGUCCAGGUAGAGAGCAUUGACAGCAUAAGUGAAGUAAACAUGGACUUCACAAUGACUUUGUACCUGAGACAUUACUGGCAAGAUGAUCGUCUGGCCUUCCCCUCCAGCAACAAUAAGAGUCGAACCUUUGACUCCCGUCUGGUGAAGAAGAUCUGGGUGCCUGAUGUGUUCUUUGUGCACUCCAAGCGCUCUUUUAUCCAUGACACAACCAUGGAGAACAUCAUGCUGAGGGUAUUCCCUGACGGCAACAUUCUCUACAGUGUCCGGAUUACUGUGACAGCACUUUGCUCAAUGGACUUCAGCAGUUUCCCUCUGGACACACAGAACUGCUCGCUGGAGCUUGAGAGCUAUGCUUACAAUGAGAACGACCUCAUGCUCUACUGGAAGAACGGAAACGAUUCAUUAAGGACUGAUGAGAUCGUGCUCUCACAGUUUUUUGUUGAAGACUUCCAGCCUUCUUUUGGGCUCGCCUUUUACAGCAGUACCGGCUGGUACAAUCGGCUCUACAUUAAUUUCAUUCUCAGAAGGCACAUCUUCUUCUUCAUGCUCCAGACGUAUUUUCCCACCAUGCUGAUGGUGAUGCUGUCUUGGGUGUCCUUCUGGAUAGACAGGAGGGCCGUACCAGCCCGUGUCUCUUUGGGCAUCACCACGGUGUUGACAAUGUCCACCAUCAUCACUGGUGUGUCCGCCUCAAUGCCUCAGGUGUCUUACGUCAAAGCGGUGGACAUCUACCUGUGGGCAAGCUUCCUCUUUGUCUUUCUCUCUGUCAUCGAGUAUGCCGCCGUCAACUAUUUCACCACAGUGGAAGAGAUGAAGAAGCUCAAGAGGGCAAAGAUCCCAGCGUCCUUCGACGCCACCCAGGCCAUGGCUUUCGACGGCUGUUUCCAUGACAACGAUAUCGACCUGACCUCUUUCCCAGAGGUCUCCAGCACGGCGAACACAGACAGGAACACGCAGUCACGGAACUCCACCGUGUCGGGCCCCACAGAGGGCACCAGACUACGCCGCAAGAACCCUUUAAAACACAACCUCAGCUUCAUAAUGAGCAACAGCUAUAUGAUUGACUCCUACUCGAGAGUUUUAUUCCCCCUGGCUUACCUGCUCUUCAACAUCAUUUACUGGAGUUUGUAUGCAUAGCAACACUAUUUUUUUAAACCUAUUAUUAUACAUCAUUGUAAGAUGUUUUUCACAAAUGAUUGUAUUUCAAGCUACAUUGUGAACUCAGUAGUUAUUGUACAACACUGGAAAAUAAAUGUAUCCAGUACAGCGUUA
Nerophis ophidion (straightnose pipefish) is the source of this 2003-nucleotide messenger RNA. RefSeq names its product gamma-aminobutyric acid type A receptor subunit rho3a (gene gabrr3a). Gene Ontology annotation, cellular component: GABA-A receptor complex; membrane; synapse. Gene Ontology annotation, molecular function: GABA-A receptor activity; extracellular ligand-gated monoatomic ion channel activity; neurotransmitter receptor activity. NCBI's taxonomy places the organism in Eukaryota, Metazoa, Chordata, Actinopteri, Syngnathiformes, Syngnathidae. Gene Ontology annotation, biological process: chemical synaptic transmission; regulation of membrane potential; nervous system process. The record is from RefSeq and is a predicted model, not a curated record. The transcript is spliced from 10 exons. The coding region runs from base 237 to 1868 and encodes 543 amino acids.